UUAAGCUCUCACCGUCACGUUACAUCUAUCCCCACCGCUGAGACCGCCGCGAAAGGCCGUCUCCUCCGCUACCUCCAUAACCAAAUCUACCCUCAUCGAGGAGUAAGAUCCAAGCGUAAGAUCAACUGAACAGGAAGAAGAAGAAGAAGCAGAAGACAAUGGAUUAUCUCGGAAUCGACAUGAGCUGCGCGAUCGGAUCUCUCCGAAACGGUGAGUUCCCGGAGAAAGAUUGUCUUCUUCCUCUAAUUUCAAAGCUUCUCGGUUACUGCCUCGUCGCUGCUUCAAUCACCGUCAAGCUCCCUCAGAUUAUGAAAAUUGUGCAACAUAAAAGUGUACGAGGCUUAAGUAUUAUGGCAUUUGAGCUUGAAGUUGUUGGAUAUACAAUUUCACUUGCUUAUUGUUUGCAUAAAGGCCUUCCCUUUUCGGCUUUCGGCGAAAUGGCUUUUCUUUUGAUCCAAGCUUUGAUCUUGGUUGCUUGUAUUUAUUAUUAUUCUCAACCAGUUCCUGUAACAACUUGGCUCAGGCCACUACUAUAUUGUGCUGUCGCACCAACCGUGCUUGCUGGACAGAUUAAUCCUACGCUCUUUGAAGCUCUUUAUGCUUCACAGCAUGCAAUAUUUCUCUUUGCAAGACUCCCUCAGAUAUGGAAGAACUUCAAUAACAAAAGCACCGGAGAACUUAGUUUCUUAACUUUCUUCAUGAACUUUGCCGGGUCCAUAGUGAGAGUUUUCACCAGCCUCCAGGAAAAGGCCCCCCUUAGCAUUCUUACGGGUUUUGCUCUUGGAGUCAUCACCAAUGGAAGUAUCCUGACUCAGAUUCUCUUGUAUUCAAAGCCUGCUGCAGCAAAGGAGAAGAAAGCCAAUUGAUAGGGUAGAAAGAUGUCCUUAAUCAAAUACUGUUGUUGAGACCCCCAAAAGAGACUAGUCAAUAUUGCAAUUACGGUCUUUUUUUCUUUUAAUACCUGUAUGCAAGGAUGUUCAAACUUAACCCAGCUACUGCAUUAUGUUAUAGGUUGACUGAUAGAUUCUUUCUUUUGUGUUGUGCUAAUAGCCAAAAUCUGAAACUACACAAGUUACAUUGA
Molecule: messenger RNA, 1081 nt
Organism: Capsella rubella
Lineage: Eukaryota; Viridiplantae; Streptophyta; Magnoliopsida; Brassicales; Brassicaceae
Product: mannose-P-dolichol utilization defect 1 protein homolog 2
Exons: 8
Coding region: 159-866 (235 amino acids)
Source: RefSeq, a predicted model, not a curated record